GCUCACGAUACGACACGACUUCGUUCCAAUUUGUCUGAAAACGAUUCUACAAAACGUUAAGCGGCAACAAGAAUACCGUAAACGUCGGAGCAAUGGUCAUGUUCAUAUAGAUUUGAGAAUGGAGCCUCACAAUAGAAAUAGAAAGAAGCGUCAACUCAGAAAAAUACAGUCGAUAACGUACCAGCUUAAUUUUUCAUGUGAACACAUAGGACGGUAUGUACCUUGGACGAAGAGGAAAAUAAAGUGGUAAGUUCUUGUGUCGGUUUAAUUCUGUCACACUUCGCCAUGAUUCUUGAUCAUCGAUGACGUGCCAGAAGUUUUGUCGACUAUUGAAGUUUGGUACCGUUUUGACUACUUUUUGUUCUGUCAUUUGAACCACUAAUUUUCACUUGCUUACCAUUCUUUUUGUCACAUUGUCGAUUUUGGGUAGGCGUUUUGGAUUUACAAAUUUGAAUGCUGCAGGAAAAGGUGAACACAGGAUAGAAGAACACGAAGUAGAGCUUGUAUGGUCUUUACAUAGCCAGAAGGUCAGAAUUUUUUGGAACAAAAGCAACAUUUCUCAUUUUUUCCGAUAUAAACAUGAUUCUGAUAAGAUCGACGUAAGCUGGGAAUCAAGAUCAGGGGAAAUUUUCCGCUUGUUGGCUCACGAGUCAUCGUCAUUAACCAGAUCAACUCGACAAUACGAUUUCUUUGUCGAUGGCGUCAGUAUUUUUUCUUUCCCGCGUUUAUCCGAGUUAAAUGCGGAAGCCAUAACAUUAGACCAUUCAACAAGCUGUGACCGAACGCCAACGACAGUUAUUUCAAUAGACCAUUCGGCAAGCGAAAUCUCGGACUCAUCCGUGGGGAGUAGCAGCGUGAGCGAUUGCUUUCUUCACGAUGGAAACGAGGAAACUCGACAACUCCCUGAUUCUGGGUUUCGCCUCUCUAUGGCUGGUUUUGUUCCUUGUGUUCCUUUAGACGAGACUGUGGAUGACCUCACUUCAUCAUAUUUCAACACAAACAAAUCUCUCGGAUCUCUCAGGAGAGCCGUCACCGGGUUGAUUCAAGACUCGGAGGAUAUGGUUUCGAGGGCUAUCAUCAAUGCUUUAUCGGAAGACAACAAAAUCAACGGCAACAACACGUGCGACUCAAUCUUUUGCGGUGAAUUUCCGUCCGUCCUGAUAUGUGGCGCCGCAGAAAUAUCAGCAGAGAUCCAAGCAAACAUUUUGUUUUUGACUUUCGAAUGGACCAAAUUGUAUACAUCUUGCGCUCCACGACCAGAUUUUGAAGAACAAAAGCGUCUCUUUUUGCAAAAGCACAUGUUUGCCAUCUUUGUGCAUGUUCACAACAGGCGUCUCACAGAAGACGACGCAGUGCGAACUUUGCUUGAUAUUGCCACCCUCUUGGAUAUUCCUAUUUGGCCAUCCGUUCAGAGAGAACGAGAUACAUUGAUAAUUCAAGAUCAGAGUAAGGAAAUUUAUUUGGAUACUUUAAGUGCCACAAUGAAACAAUUCGACGAAUUGUGUAGAAUUGGUGUGGCAACCAACCGAAACUUCGGUAAGUCGCAACACAGCGUAGAGUCCCAUGUCGGUUUUUCGCGUUGUUCUGAUUUCUAAAAGCAGUGAUAUAUCUUCCCUCUUUCCCCUUUUCAUAGCGUUUUGCCGAUUUGCAUCAGCAAGGGGUCCUCUUAAAGCUUUUGCUGCUGCAGAUAAAGGUUCACUCGAUAUAAAUGGGAAUUCACCACAAUUAUCACUCAUUCAAAAACCUCUCGUCUCUGGGAGACCUGGAACAUUAAGUCGGCGAUCGAUUUCGGUUAGUGAAUUCCGUGAACGAGGUGAACGAAACCCUAGGCCUAAACCUAUUCAUGCGCGGCGCAAAUCUCACCAGAGAAACACGAUUUCGAUCGAUAAACUAAUUACUGAAAGUCCAAUAUUUCACCGCAUGAUCAAUGAUCCAGUGCUGGUAUCUCCUAUUGAUGUCGAAUCGUUCCAGAAGAAAGAUAAUUUUGGAAAGAUAUACGACAUAAAAGAUUUCCGUCAUUCCAGCGACGCUAUCGCCACCAUAUCAGUUGGAGAUGGAAUUCACGAUACAUCAAAUGGUCCUCAACUUACCUUCUCAUGACAAAAUAUAGAUUGUUCCUUGCUUUUCUACAGCAUCCACACAGCUUGCGUUGGCAGCACGUCUGGAUUUUUCAUUAUUUAGUGAUAUUCCUAAUCGAAUUAGACGAAAUAGUUGAAGAACUACUUAACCCAGUUCAUAGUGUUUUGGAAAGCGGAAAAGGGAAUGGUGUACGGUAUUUUAAGUUGCAAUGGGAUUUUGCUUUGAAUUCUUUGGGUAGAACAUCCAAAGACGUAUCACGACAACCAUUCAGCUGCGACUUGAAUCUCCCCUCAUUUUGUAUCGGGUCUAUCAACGAUGUCAAACUUACUCACUCGAACAUGAUCAU
Pseudo-nitzschia multistriata is the source of this 2425-nucleotide messenger RNA. NCBI's taxonomy places the organism in Eukaryota, Bacillariophyta, Bacillariophyceae, Bacillariales, Bacillariaceae. The record is from the annotation of a GenBank genome assembly.